AUGGAUCUGAGGGCGGCUGCGGCCCUUUGCCUGUGGGUGCUGAGCGCCUGCCGCCCCCGGGACGGCCUGGAGGCGGCUGCGGUGAGGGGCUCGCCAGGAGCCGGCAGCCCAGGGCCACUUGCACUCGCCUCUGCCUCCUCCUCGCAGGGGAGGCUCCCGAGGCAGAGGGAGGCUGGACGCCGCGGCGGAGAGGCUCUGCGGAACGGCACGGUGGUGCCCCACCAGUAUAUGGUGUCCCUCUACCGGAGCCUGUCCGCCCCCGAGCCGCCGGGGGCAGCCGCCAGCAGCGGCGGGAGCCGCGCCGAUACGAUCACGGGCUUCGCGGACCUGGCGGCCGGAGCUGACUCCCCGACAGAGGCCGGCCAGACGUACCUCUUCGAUGUCUCCAGCCUGCCGGAGACGGACGAGGUGGUGGGCGCUGAGCUCCGGAUCCUCCGGAAGCCCCCCGCGAACCGGAGUUUAGCCCUGUCCAGAGAGGGAGCCCUCCACCACCUGCUGCUCUCCGCCUGCCCCAGCGCAGACGGGCCGCCCCGGUUGUGGGACUCCCGGGCUGCAGACAUUCUCGACUCGGGCUCGCCCCGCUGGGAGGUGUUUGACGUGUGGGAAGCCAUGAGGGACUGGCGAGAGAAACCCGGCUCGGGCCAGCGAAUGUGCUUCCUGCUGAGGAUCGUGUCGGAUCAGUCCGGGAGGCCUCUGCCCCCUGGGCAGCUGGGCUUCAGCAAGCCCCAGUCCCAGCCCCACGAGAGAGCCCUCCUGGUGGCUUUUUCGCACAGCAAGAGGAAGGAGAAUCUCUUCAAGGAGAUCAGGGAUCAGGUGAAAGCCCUGGGCGGCCCCCCGUUCUUGGAGCCCCCCGAUCCUGGCCAGGAAACGCCCUCUAAACCCAGGAGGAGGCGCAGGACCACAAUCGCCGCCCGGGCUGGGGGGAGAGGGCAGGGCAAGAAGGCAAAGACACGGUGCAGCAGGAAGGCCCUGCAUGUUAAUUUCAAGGAGCUGGGCUGGGAUGACUGGAUAAUCGCCCCUCUGGAUUACGAGGCGUACCAUUGCGAGGGGAUCUGCGAUUUCCCCUUGAGGUCCCACCUGGAGCCUACCAACCACGCCAUCAUCCAGACGCUGAUGAACUCCAUGGACCCCGAGUCCACUCCUCCCAGCUGCUGCGUGCCUUCCAAACUCAGCCCCAUCAGCAUCCUCUACAUAGACUCCGGAAACAACGUGGUUUACAAACAAUACGAGGACAUGGUGGUCGAAACAUGUGGCUGCAGGUAGCAAUUUCUGCAGCCCCGUUAUCCCAGCAGCCAGCCCUAUUUUAUAGAUAUAUAUAUUUGGUGUGUAUCUGUAACGGAGGAUGAAUUACAGUCCUCCUGAAGACGCACGGUCUGCUGUGUCUAACACUCUGCAUACAAUAUCUCACGUGCAUGGAAAAGACGGGACAUUGGAAGCAGGAUCAUUGCCUGGGUGCUACUGGCUGUGCCCAGACACAGUAUAUUUGCAUCCCAACUUGAUCCUAAAUAUUGUGCAGAAACAUCACACAAAUGGGCACUUUAAAAGGGGGGAAAAAUCCGUGACUGUUUUUCCUGGAAUUACAAUCAAGCUCGAAUAUACUUACCCACACAUUUGCUGUCCCGCCCAGUCUAGAAGGUCAGCUGAGGAGAAUCCGUUAUGAAAACACCCCUCCACCUGCUCCAUAUUUCUAAUGACACCAAGAGAAAUGUUCAUCCAAGCCUGCUCCAUUACUGAAUUUACUAUCAUUGCAAUUGCAUUCUUUCAAGUAAGAACACAAUAUUUGCAGCAAAAUAAGACUCUGCCUUGAUCAGCCAUAGCUUUAUUUAUAUGUGUUUUUCUCUGAUUAAAGAAGGCCUAAAAAACAACCUGUGGGUCCUUGUUCCUGUAUGUACCUCUUGUAUAACCCCUUUUCUCUAAACAAUAUUUUCUCUCAUAUCCCUGUAUAUGCCUCCAAAACUAUACAUUCAUUUUGCUCACCUUUUCCAGAUCUAUGUGAUAUGUUUCUACCGAAGAUAGUUCUGUAACUGAUGGUGUAAAUGCAUUGUGUGUAUGUAUUCUAAAGUUUAAAUAGAAUUGUACAUAUUGAACUGUAAAUGAACUGUAAACAGCAAUCUAUAUUUUCUUGAAUAUAUUUUAUAGCAGUAUAUAUUUGUUAAAUAAGCAUUCUUGUAUACUCUUCAUUAACCUUUUUAAUAUUUUGUA
Messenger RNA from Trachemys scripta elegans, 2202 nucleotides. It is a transcript of the gene GDF7, whose product is annotated as growth differentiation factor 7. The coding region runs from base 1 to 1263 and encodes 420 amino acids. The transcript is spliced from 3 exons. Gene Ontology annotation, molecular function: growth factor activity; cytokine activity. Gene Ontology annotation, cellular component: extracellular region. Gene Ontology annotation, biological process: BMP signaling pathway; SMAD protein signal transduction. The record is from RefSeq and is a predicted model, not a curated record. Lineage: Eukaryota; Metazoa; Chordata; Testudines; Emydidae.